This is a messenger RNA of Carassius carassius (crucian carp), 654 nucleotides long. It is a transcript of the gene lsm1, whose product is annotated as LSM1, U6 small nuclear RNA associated. Gene Ontology annotation, molecular function: RNA cap binding. The transcript has 4 exons. Gene Ontology annotation, cellular component: Lsm1-7-Pat1 complex; P-body. The record is from RefSeq and is a predicted model, not a curated record. Gene Ontology annotation, biological process: deadenylation-dependent decapping of nuclear-transcribed mRNA. NCBI's taxonomy places the organism in Eukaryota, Metazoa, Chordata, Actinopteri, Cypriniformes, Cyprinidae. Bases 114 to 515 code for a protein of 133 amino acids.
UUGAACCGGAAGCUCUUUCGCAGCGUUACAUCCUGCGGAAUAAGGAUACACAUUUGAAAUGGUCAAUGGCUUGAUACUUUACGUUUAAAAUAAACCUGCCAAAUGUUAGCAAAAUGAAUUACAUGCCAGGCACUGCGAGCCUCAUCGAGGACAUUGAUAAGAAACACCUGGUUCUGCUUCGCGAUGGAAGAACAUUGAUUGGGAUCCUCAGAAGCAUAGAUCAGUUUGCUAAUUUAGUUUUGCAUCAAACGGUUGAACGUAUCCACGUUGGUAAAAAAUUUGGUGACAUACCUCGUGGGAUAUUUGUCGUCAGAGGAGAAAAUGUGGUCUUGCUUGGAGAAGUAGAUCUGGAUAAAGAGUGUGAUCAGAUCCUCCAGAGAGUUUCCAUUGAGGAGAUCCUGGAGGAACAGCGGACAGAACAGCAAGCCAAGCAAGAGUCAGAGAGACUGAAGCUACAGGCGGUCAAAGAGCGAGGCUUAUCCAUCCCUAAAGCUGACACGCUAGAUGAUUUCUGAAGCAUCUUUAGUUAUUUUUGGAUGAUUUUAUUUCUGUUUUACCGGUUGGUUUUCUUUGGUUUGAGACUACAUUCUGUCUUGACUUUGAAAUCAUUCUGUCUGAUAAUAGAGGAGUGAGUCUCACGAGAUUGUGACUUCA